AUGGUUCUGACGAGCAACAACUGCAAGGCUUUAAAAUACGCCACACUCAGCUAUGUUUGGGGUCUUCCAGGUCCCGCUCCGGACAAUUCCCUUGUGCAACCGAAAGCUCAAGCUCCACAGACCAUCAAGGACUCAAUGAUGUGUACUCUAGCAUUGGGCAUGCGAUACCUCUGGAUUGAUCGUUAUUGUAUCGAUCAGGAUGACCCGGACACUAAACACCGUCUUAUCCAGCGAAUGGACCAAGUUUACCGCAAUUCAGCUAUAAAUAUUAUCAAUGCUGCAGGGGAAGGUCCCGACUGCGGCUUAUCUGGCGUGUCCGACCGCACACGUGGUAAACAAGAGUUGGUUGACGUUCAUUGUGUGAGAUACUCUACGUUGCCUUGUCCUAAGCAGGAAUUAGCCCAAUCCUCAUGGGCUAAGCGGGGUUGGACAUACCAGGAGGGCUUGCUCUCCCGCCGCAGGAUAGUGUUUACUCAGCGUCAAAUCUACUUCCAGUGCUUGCAAACUUAUGGGUGUGAGGCCAUUCCUGGGAUUUACAAGCUGCGAGUCAUCAAUGAAGAUAGCUCCAUGCAGGCUUUCCCGGUGCUCGUGAACGCACCAAGUGAAGGUUCCGAGCUGGAUCUGAGCAGUCGGAAGACGUGGAUUGGACUACGAAUCAAUGAGUAUCUCAAGCGGGCGUUAUCGUACGAAUCUGAUAUAAUGAAUGCAUUUAUGGGCAUGCUACGCCAGGCAUGGUUCUCACCCGAGCCUGUGUAUCACUUCUGGGGGUUGCCAUUCUUCUCGCACACCACAGGCGAUGAGCCAAUCGAUGCGGAUCUUCUGCAGGCGUUAAUAUGGAUAGCAGAGCUAGACCGACCAACCUCAGCAGAGCUGUAUCAACCAAACCUAGUAUCGAGGAGGUCCGGAUUCCCUUCGUGGACGUGGGCUGGUUGGCGAGGACUAAGCGGAUUCCGACAAAGCAGGGCCCUGCGCCUUGAGGGUGGCAUUGCAUUAGAGGAUUUAGCCCACAACCGAUUAACUCUCCAGGAAUACAUAUGCAGAAUGCGAAUUUCGUGGAACCUGCUCAUGUUCAAGCCUGUUCUCUACGUUACAGGCUGGUUUGCUACCAUUCAUAUCGACUUGAAGAAUUGGAGCACGGGAAUCACCACUGGCACAGACGAUGCAAACAACAAGUUCCAGUUUAAUCGAGUGCAUUUUAUCGAUAGAGCUGUCCCUUUGGAAGCUUCCACUCAGGAGGGAUCUCAAUCCCCAGCCACUGAAUGCCCCAUAACCAUGAUCAUGUUCACAAACAAGAAGGGUCAAGCGGACAAUCGUCAUGAAGGGGACGCAAAUACCUACGGCCUGUUUCUCACAGAGACCCUCGAAGGACAUUACGAAAAGGUGGGAGUGUUCGAUCUUGACGUGUAUCACCUACAUCUAGCUUUUGCACAUGAGGUUAGACACACGUUGGGUGAAAUCUUCGAGUUUAAGGUCCGAGCACAAAUCAAACCAUCAAAGAUCCGACCGCGAUGGGAUGAACAGUUUACGGGUAGACUGAAAGCCGAGUGGCAAACGCUUAAGCUCGUGUAG
Parastagonospora nodorum SN15 is the source of this 1569-nucleotide messenger RNA. RefSeq lists its product as hypothetical. The transcript has 3 exons. NCBI's taxonomy places the organism in Eukaryota, Fungi, Ascomycota, Dothideomycetes, Pleosporales, Phaeosphaeriaceae. The coding region runs from base 1 to 1569 and encodes 522 amino acids. The record is from RefSeq and is a predicted model, not a curated record.